UGAAAAGCCCAAGGCUCUAUUCCUCCAUCGCAUGCGAGGGUAAAAAGGUAACAAACACUCACCGGGACUGAGAAUUUUCCGCCAAUAAUUUUCCGAUCAUACCGGAGCUUUUAUACAGUCGACCAUGUUACUUUCGACGGUUUCGAGCUCCGCGCCUGUCUUCCGCAUCGGUGAACCACCGGUGGCCGCAAUUGGUUGGAAGCAAGCGUUGAGAUUUCGGAGGAGGACGAAACGUAGUGUAAUCUCUUGCGAUUAUUCAUGCCUCGAGGUUAGGGAUAUAUGCUACCGUCCACCUGGCACAGAGUUGAAUAUUUUGAAUGGUGUUAAUCUUUCUCUCCGUGAGAAGAGCUUCGGCUUGAUUUUUGGCAAGAGCGGGAGUGGGAAAACUACCCUUCUUCAGCUUCUGGCGGGGCUGAACAAACCAACAUCAGGUUCGAUUUGCAUCCAAAGAUAUGGGGAUGAUGGCCAGCCAAAUGCGGAUUCUGAGUUGUUGCCCACUGAAAAAGUUGGCAUCGUUUUCCAGUUUCCAGAGAGAUUCUUUGUUGCAGAUAAUGUGCUUGACGAGAUUACUUUUGGUUGGCCAAGGCAAAAGGGUAGUUUGCAGUUAAAGGAGCAGCUGACUUCAAACCUCCAGAGAGCAUUUAAUUGGGUUGGGUUAGACAGCAUCCCACUUGAUAAAGACCCUCAGUUAUUAAGUGGAGGUUACAAGCGUCGGCUUGCACUAGCUAUUCAAUUGGUGCAAACUCCUGAUUUAUUGAUUCUGGAUGAGCCCCUCGCUGGUCUUGAUUGGAAAGCACGUGCAGAUGUUGCAAAGCUCUUGAAGCACCUAAAGAAGGAACUGACUUUACUUGUUGUAAGUCAUGACCUAAGAGAGUUAGCAACCUUGGUCGACCAGUCAUGGAGAAUGGAAUCAGGUGGUGUUCUUGUUGCAGAGCGUCCACCAGUUUAGUUCGAUAUUCAUUUUUGCCGAAGCUCCAACACGAAGUCUGCAAAGCAAUGUUGGAUUAUUAUCUCGUUCGACCACAAGCAGAAAACUAGUGCAUGCCUAAAUGGCAUUGUAUAAUUUUUUUUUGUCUUUUAAAGUAAAGAUCCAAAAUCACAUUCUUGCUUUGAAAAAAAUGGGCUUAUGAAUAUAUCAAUUAGUUGGGUAUGAUGGUGCACUUACAGUCUUCGUCUGUUUUGAUCCAGUGUUCUCCUUUUCCAGAUGAAUGUGAAUUUCUUAGCUCAUAUUGGAUCCAUCUUUUACUUGUCU
Molecule: messenger RNA, 1252 nt
Organism: Brassica napus (rape)
Lineage: Eukaryota; Viridiplantae; Streptophyta; Magnoliopsida; Brassicales; Brassicaceae
Product: ABC transporter I family member 11, chloroplastic
Exons: 11
Coding region: 125-949 (274 amino acids)
Biological process (GO): transmembrane transport
Cellular component (GO): chloroplast envelope; membrane
Molecular function (GO): ATP hydrolysis activity; ATPase-coupled transmembrane transporter activity; ATP binding
Source: RefSeq, a predicted model, not a curated record